This is a messenger RNA of Agelaius phoeniceus (red-winged blackbird), 951 nucleotides long. It is a transcript of the gene SDHAF3, whose product is annotated as succinate dehydrogenase complex assembly factor 3. Gene Ontology annotation, cellular component: mitochondrial intermembrane space; mitochondrion. Lineage: Eukaryota; Metazoa; Chordata; Aves; Passeriformes; Icteridae. The record is from RefSeq and is a predicted model, not a curated record. Gene Ontology annotation, biological process: succinate metabolic process; mitochondrial respiratory chain complex II assembly.
GCCGCCAUGGCGGGCGGAGCGCGGCGCCUGUACCGCCGCAUCCUGCAGCUGCACCGCGCUCUGCCGCCCGCCCUGCGCGACCUGGGCGACCGCUACGUGAAGGAGGAGUUCCGGAGGCACAGGGCGGCCGGGCCCGCCGAGGCCCAGCGCUUCCUGCGGGAAUGGGAGAACUAUGCAGCAAUGAUCCAGCAACAAAUUAAUGAGGACAAACAAAACUUGAGAGAAAAAGCUGUAUAUGGAAUUCCGCUCACAGAAGAAAAACUUAAUGACUUCCGUGAUGAACAGAUUGGGCAGCUGAAGGAACUGAUGGACGAGGCUACCAAACCUCAUAAAAAAAUCACUAUUUCUAAAGACUCAGAAUACAAAACCUAAAAGAUUUUAAAAAAUAUUUUAAUGCGUAUUGGAAGCAUUUUGAAACUGCUUUUUCCAGUUGUACUUGAAUGUGGUUUCCGUGAGAUAAUGGAUGCUGCUGAUGCUAUAACUUGUCUGAAGUGGAUGUGUUUGGCUUUCUGUGCAAGAACAAAUGGAAAAAUGGAAUAAUCACACUUUUAUGUUAAUUGCAUUAUUUUUUCUCCUUUUUGUUUUUUCCUUCCUAAUGGAUGUUGAAGACUGAAAGAAUUUGGGGAAAGUAAAUUGACGUUUUUAAAAUAUGGAGUUGUAGUUUUGGGGUUGUUUUGUAAUCUUGGCACCUACAGGGCAAAACAUCUUUCUGUUUGCUUAUCAUCCUCUUCCUUAAUGGAAAAGAUGCUAUUAGCAUUUAUUUUCUGGUGAAGAUUCAGUAGACAAAGGAAUGGUACUAGAGUGGGUUUGUUUUCAUGGAAAGAAAUGAGCAGUAUUAGAAAAGCAUACUGCUGGUGAAAUUGGAAGUUGAUUUUUGUCUUGAGCUUUAUUGUGAAAUGGACUUUAAAAUAAAAGAUGUAGCUCAUUAUUAAAUUAAUCUUGAAUCACUCA